This is a messenger RNA of Anopheles maculipalpis, 2870 nucleotides long. RefSeq names its product fasciclin-2 (gene Fas2). The record is from RefSeq and is a predicted model, not a curated record. Gene Ontology annotation, biological process: cell-cell adhesion. Bases 107 to 2842 code for a protein of 911 amino acids. The transcript is spliced from 11 exons. NCBI's taxonomy places the organism in Eukaryota, Metazoa, Arthropoda, Insecta, Diptera, Culicidae. Gene Ontology annotation, molecular function: protein binding. Gene Ontology annotation, cellular component: membrane.
CCACUUUUGUUUCUGAUCGUUAAACCGGCAGCGAUCAUUACGCAACAUCUCGGUAGAUAGAAACGGCUUUAGGAAGGCUUCCUGUCGCGACCGAAAAGGAAACAAGAUGGCAGCUCAAUAUGGCCUUAGCUUCAACUCAGCGGCCGUGAUGAUGCUGCUCGUGUGGAUUACGCUUCUAGGAGUGGCACCUUCUCAAGGACAGAACCAACCGAGGUUGAAAAUCCUGCCCGCAUCUUCCAUACAGCGUAAACCAGUCGGACACUCGCUGUUGCUGACCUGCCGACCGGAAGUACCGGACACUAAUCUCAUCUCAGAUCUCAGAUGGAACGACAACCGCAACAUGACCAUCCUACCGAAACCGAUGAACUAUUACUCUCCUCUGUACGAUUCGAAAGGUCGUAAGCUUCGAACGAAGGCGGGUCAGUCGUCGCCGAUGAUCUACACGGAAUCGAUAGCGGGCGGUACGGCGUUAGCACUAAUCUUCAACUCGCUGCAGGAGUCUAUGGCUGGCACGUACUACUGUGCUGCUUCCUACUCGGUCACCGAAAAGCUGAACGCGGCCGUCGUGGUAGAAACCUACGUUGCCAUCACUUGGAAGGAUGCUCCCACGGACCAACGCCCCCUGAUGGGUACGGACUACAUUGUACGUUGCGAAGUAACCGCCAAUCCACCAGCAACUGUUGAUUGGCUUCGAAACGGUGAUCAGAUUAAAUCCAGCGGACGGUAUGUGAUCGAAAAUCGAGGUUUGCUUAUCAAAAACAUAACCGAGGCGGAUGAUGGUGUGUAUACGUGCCGUGCAGCCGUGAUGUCGACGGGUGAGCUAAAGAACCGUGAGAUAAGGGUCGAGGUGCAGAUCAUGCCCGAAGUUCAGCGCCUGCCGCAGGUGAUGGAUGCCGUUGAGGGCCAAUCGUUUUCGGUGAUGUGCAAUGCAACCGGCAAACCGGUGCCAGAAUUCCAAUGGAUUAAGAAGGGAACGCAACAGAAUGCGGCCGAAUUGGAUAGAUUUUCCGUUAACGCCAUCACUGGUCAGCUUGAUAUCAGUACCGUGGAGCAGCAGGAUCACGACAACUAUGCCUGUAUCGCACGCAAUCCAGCCGGUCAGUCGGAGUCGGUGAUGAAGCUGAAUGUGUUGAUUCGACCGAAAAUAAUCGAAUUUAUCAACAUUACCGUGUCGGAGAAUGAGGAGGCCAUUUUUGUGUGCAAAGCAUUUGGCCGACCCGCCCCAGAAAUUACGUUCCGUCGCUACGGCACGGUGGAAGAGUACACGAUCGGCUUGCAGGUUAGUGACGAUCGGAUCAUCCUGGAACAAUCGACCGACGAUGAGAAGGGUGAAACGGUCGGUACGCUACGCAUUUCGAAACUUGCGACCACCGAUGACGGGUUGUACGAAUGUAUCGCUCGAAACCGUGGUGACGUGGCGUUCAAGGUUGGCCACAUUACCGUCGAGUAUCGGCCAAUCUUUGAUCACAUGAAAGCUCUACCGCCAGUGUACACGUGGGAGGAGCGUCCGGCUAAUCUGAGCUGUUUCGCUCAAGCAAUUCCAAAUGCAACCAUCGAAUGGCGCUUCAACGAUCGGCGUGUGCAGGAUCUGUACGAUCAAAAUUUGCGCAUCGAAAAUGAAGGACUACGCAGUGAUUUAAUCAUUACACCGCGCGAUCGUCGCUACUACACCGCAUACAAGUGUGUCGCCAACAACAGGCUGGGCAGUGCGGAGCAUGUGAUGGAGUUGCGUGAAGCGCGAAUCCCCGAAUCGGUCCCGCAAGCUAAACCGCGCAUCGUCAGUGCAACCUCAAUCACGUUCGACAUAAUGGCACCACCAGUCGAACCUGGGCUGCCGCUGACUGCUUUUUCCGUGCAGUGGAAGGAACAGUUCCAGAGCGAUUGGAACUUUGCCUUCAACCGUACUUGGUCACCUGACAGUCCGUAUAUUGUGGAAGGUUUGCGACCACAGACGGCGUACUCGUUCCGGUUUGCAGCACGCAACGUCGUGGGGCUCAGCCAGUGGGGUGCGUACGUGGAUCAGUCGACGCCGCGCCGUUCGGAACCGGAAACGCCACGCAUACUGCACACACCGAUCCAGGACGAGGAGGAAGACAGUGAUCCGAUCGUUACCUCGCCGUACGCGGACCAUUUCGAUAUGCGAUGGAGCAUACCGGUAGACAAUGGUGAGCCGAUCGACAUGUACCGCAUCAAAUACUGUCCGGGUACCAAGGUGAACGGAUACUGGACCGAGAUGGAGGAGCACUGCAUCGAGCAGGACAUUGCGCGCAUGACCAAUCACGAAAUGCGCAACCUGCAGGCCGACACCUACUACCGGAUAGAGCUGAUGGCGCACAACGCAAUCGGUUUCUCGAAGCCGGCUCACGUACUCAUGAAGACUGCACGAGGUAUCGACGUGGUGCUACGCGUUGACAGUCCAACGCUAUCGUCCGCUGCUGUCGUCGGUAUAGUGAUCGGUUCCGUAGUGUUGCUGCUGAUCAUCGCUGAUCUGCUGUGCUGUGCCUUCGGUAAUCUGGGCAUAUUGGCCACCCUCUGCCGGAAGACGAAACGAUCGCCCUCGGAUCUGGACGAUGAAGCCAAGCUGGGCAGUCUCUACGGUUGGCGUUUUCCGCUACCCUAUUGCAGUGGCAGCCUGAUCAAGGAGCGUCCACCAUCUCCGUUGCCGCUGCCGCCACCAAUUGUGAAACUGGGCGCCACUACGCCACUGGAAGACGAAAAGCAACCCCUCAACACACAACCCGCCGCUGCCUCACCGCUGAAAGUAAACUCUUCUGUUGAGUUCGAUGGACGCGUAGUACACUCCCGGAGUGGUGAAAUUAUUGGUAAAAAUUCUGCCGUGUAAAGCUGUGUUUUUACCUCUUUCGUUGGAG